GCUCGCUUCCGUUCGGAAAAGUUCGCCGAAGCUCAAACGAAGUUCCAGCAGCUACUGACCGACAAUUUAGGCCGCACGCUGGAAAGUUUGCCGGUCGCCGAAAUGCGUUUGGCUCAAAUUCAUGCCCAUCAAAACGAUUGGGACAAAGCGUACGAGAAAGCGGUUGCAAUUGGGGACAAAUACCCUGAUUUCGCCCACUCUCACGAGCUUGAUUAUCUCAUCGGACGUUGCUUGGCCCGCCAAGGUGAAUUUCAACAGGCCCGUGCCGCCUACACCAAAGUGGUGAAUUCAACGGUUGCCGGAAAGAGCGAAACGGCUGCAAUGGCUCAGUGGAUGAUCGGUGAGACGUUCUUCCAUCAGAAGAACUACGAUGCGGCGAUCCGAGCCUAUGCUCAAGUCGCGACUUCAUUCGAUCGUUUUCCAAAAUGGAAAGCCGCUUCCUUAUUGCAGAUCGGUAAGUGCCACGAAAUUCAAGAGAACUGGGAAAAGGCAAAUCAGUACUACACGGAAGUACGCACUGAUUUCGAGUCAACGCCUUUUGCUCCGGAGGCUUGCCUGCGAUCGCAUCGGCACAAGGGCCUGUCGAACCGGCACCGCUACCGCAAGGUCUUUCGGGAUGGCGGACUUCUGAUGUACCCCAUCGGGCUUUGCUCGAUCAUCUUGUUGGUUUUCGUUUUUGAACGUGCCAUCAGUUUGCGUCGCGGACGUGUGAUUCCUCGUCCGUUUGUGAAACGCUUCAUUGAACAAGUCAAAGAAGGUCGCAUCGAUCAAGAUCAAGCCCUUGCUUUGUGUGAAGAGAAUCAAAGCCCUGUCGCGGAAGUCUUUGCCGCGGCGGUCAAAAAAUGGGGUCGCAGUUGUGUGGAAGUCGAGCAGGCAAUUCUCGACGCCGGCGAACGAGCGACUUCGCGAUUGCGGCAAUACUUGCGACUGUUCAACGGCAUUAGCACCAUCAGUCCUCUGCUUGGUUUGCUGGGGACGGUGCUUGGGAUGAUCAGUGCUUUCAACGCAAUUGCUGCUAAUGGAGAAGCUGCCGGGCAGCGAGAAUUGUUGGCCAGCGGGAUUAGCCAGGCCUUGUUGACCACCGCGGCAGGUAUGACGGUCGCGCUGCCGGCGCUGAUUGCUUACCUAUUCUUUUCCGGACGG
Symbiodinium sp. CCMP2456 is the source of this 1143-nucleotide messenger RNA. The record is from the annotation of a GenBank genome assembly. NCBI's taxonomy places the organism in Eukaryota, Dinophyceae, Suessiales, Symbiodiniaceae.